AUGGGCCACAAAAUAACAUGGAUGGGAGAGGAGGAGGAGGAGGAGGAGGAGGAAGAGAUGAGCCAAUUAAUAAGUCUGCGUCUUCGAGACGAGAGCGACGCCCUCCCUACUUGGCAGGGAUGUGCCUCACGGAGAAGUGUGUCAUUUGAUGACGAUCUCUCCCCUUGGCCCCACGCUCCCAAAGGGAAGAAAAAGAAAAGGAAAUCGGAGAGAAAGAGGAAGAGGAAAAGGUCUCCGUCCUACAGCCUGUCACCAGUGAGGAAGAAGAAGAAGAAGAAGAAGAAGAAGAAGAAGAAGAGCUCUAAGAAAUGCAAACGCCACAGGUACACCUCUAAAAAGACAAAGCACAGCUCUUCAAGCUUGAAACAUAAGAGGAAGGGUGAUCGAAAGCACAAAAAAAGCUCACGGAGUCACACGAAGCGGAGACGACACGACCGGAGGUCAGAGUCAGAGAGUUCCACCUGGCGCUCCUCCAGCACCGAGAGCAGCCAUCAUCUGCACAAAUCAGUGAAUCACCCUGUGUUGGGAGGCCUAGCUGCCCAGAGGGAGGACCCUAGUACAGCGCACCUGGACCACAGAGCGUUUGAGUGGGGGUCCGCCGCCAAGUCAGUCUGUAAAACGACUCCAAUCUUUCGCUCCGUCCUUUCUACUGGCACCGUCUUGCAGUCAAAACCUGGCAGUGAGGUUUUAAACACGACAGUGGUUCACCAUCACACUCUGACCAAUCAGAGCAAAGGACCACAGGACUACGAUUCCGGGAAUGACACGUCUUCACCACCGUCGACCAAAACCAGCAUUUCACGGACAAACGUCAUCGGUGACAAAAAGGUCUUGUGUCAAGCGCCGGCUUCCCCAGAGAAGCUGAAGUUUACAGAUGGCGAUAACGCAUCCGACUCUGGGAACUCUGUGACCAGCUAUGCUUCCCUGUGUAAACCUCUGCAUGUGGAAGGUGGUUUGUCUACUCCCAUUUUCAAUGGGAACGGCAAGAGUGAGCCGGUAACAACCUCAGUAUGUGGGGCCAGGGUGGGGAGACUUCAGAAGACAGUCUCUUCUCGCUCUCCUUUGAGGAUGGUGGCCUCUUCGCGUAAGCGGACUAGAACCAACUCGUCGAGCAGCAGAAGUAGAUCCUCAGGGAGCUCAAGACAUUCCGGACGCUACUCUCGAAGCCGAUCACUGUCAUCUGCCAGGAUUCGAGAGAAGAAGAGGGACCCCAGCUCCUGUGAGAAGGAUGUGAAGCACAGCAGUCAGAAGCGAAGCGGGAAGAGGCAUAGACGCAGGUCCUACUCUCCAAUGAGGAAAAGGAGGAGAGAUUCACCCAGUCACCUGGAAGCCCGGAGGAUAACUAGUGCCAGGAAGAGGCCCAUCCCCUACUUCCGGCCCAGUCCUUCAUCCAGCAGUCGCUCUACCAGUGUAUCCUCUUGGAGCAGCCUCUUCACACGGAGUCGCAGCCCUAGGUCCAGUCCUGGCCUCUGCCUCAGUAGUUCAAGGAGUAGGAGUAGGAGCAGGAGCCGAGGAAGAAGUAGGAGUAGGAGCUACUUCUCCUACCGGAGCUACAGUCGCAGCUCCUCUUGGAACUCCAUCUUUGGUCGCCGGAACCGCAGUCAGAGCCGGAGUCGCAGCUAUGACUCGUUGGACGGUUACAGCAAGGGCAAGAACCGGCACUGA
This is a messenger RNA of Salvelinus namaycush (lake trout), 1665 nucleotides long. It is a transcript of the gene srrm4, whose product is annotated as serine/arginine repetitive matrix 4. Gene Ontology annotation, molecular function: mRNA binding. Lineage: Eukaryota; Metazoa; Chordata; Actinopteri; Salmoniformes; Salmonidae. Bases 1 to 1665 code for a protein of 554 amino acids. The transcript has 10 exons. The record is from RefSeq and is a predicted model, not a curated record.